UUGUGUCACAUGAAAUAGCAGCCCUCACAUGAAAUAACCCUCUCAGUCGCAGGGAAGACCAACAAUUUUAUCGUGUAUGCUUUUAUCGCACACCAGUUAUAGCAGCCGUACCAUAUUGCCAGGACUAAACGUGGACCCAAGGAAAAGACUGUAUUACAUUUACAGCCAAUCGCACCCCAGGCUCCCUCCAAAGCCACGCCUCGUUAUUAUCACGCGGAAGUAGCUUGGAAGAAGGCACACUGGGAAGUGGCUGCCGGAAGUGGGGCAGUGCGAAAGCCUGAGAAUCGGUGGAGCCAUGGCAGAUAUUCACGGUUUAGUUGAUCGCCUGGAGAAGGCUGUUUCAAAAUUGGAGAGUCUCGCUGCAGGAUCUGGUGGGGAUGCGUCUUCUGCAGAUACAGCUGUAUAUGUUCAGGCAUAUGAUAAUCUCAUUAAUGGACCAGUGGCAGAAUUCAUGAAGAAGAGCAAAGAGAUUGGUGGGGAUGUUGAGAAGCAGGCUGACAUGUUUAUGUCAGGCAUACAACUGCAGAGAGGCAUUUUGGUGAUGGCCUCUCAGUAUCAACAGCCAGCAGAGAAAGAUCUUGUGGCUAUCCUUGCUCCCCUCUCUGGAAAAAUUCAAACUGUGCAGGAAUUUCGAGAGAAGAAUCGAGGGAGUAAAUUGUUCAAUCAUUUGUCUUCAUUAAGUGAAAGUGUCCCUGCCCUAGGUUGGGUGGCUAUGGCACCUAAACCAGGGCCCUAUGUGAAAGAUAUGAUGGAUGCUGCCAUGUUUUACACCAACAGAGUACUAAAGGAAUAUAAAGAUGUGGAUAAAAAACACGCUGACUGGGUCCGAGCAUAUUUAAAUAUUUGGACCGACAUGCAGGCUUACAUUAAAGAACAUCACACAACUGGUCUAACUUGGAAAAAGACGGGUCCCAAGGCUUCAGGUGCUGCUCCUGCUCCAGCUGCUCCACCAGCACCCAAGGCAUGCCCCCCACCUCCUCCACCUGGUGGUCCUCCACCUCCUCCUCCUCCUGCACCAGCCUCUGCUCCAGCGGAUGACAGUGUGAGCCGUUCCCAGCUUUUUGCACAACUUAAUCAGGGAGAGAAUAUCACCAAAGGUUUGAAACAUGUUUCUGACAACAUGAAGACACAUAAGAAUCCUUCUUUAAAGACUCAAGGAGGUCCAGUCCGCUCUGGUCCCAAACCCUUUACUUCUCCCAAACCCACAGGUGUCGGUGCUCCUGCAGCAAAGCCUGUUGUUAAGAAGCAACCUCCUGUGCUGGAGCUGGAGGGCAAAAAAUGGAAAGUGGAGAAUCAGGAGAAUGUUUCCAAUCUGGAGAUCUCUGACACAGAACUCAAGCAGGUUGUAUAUAUCUACAAGUGUGUGAACAGCACCUUGCAAGUCAAAGGAAAAAUCAAUUCCAUUACUGUGGACAACUGCAAGAAACUUGGGCUGGUUUUUGAAGAUGCUGUUGGCAUAGUAGAGAUCAUUAACUCAAAAGAUGUUAAAGUACAAGUGAUGGGUAAAGUGCCAACAAUAUCUAUCAAUAAGACUGAUGGCUGCCAUGUAUAUUUAAGCCAAGACAGCUUGGCCUGUGAGAUCAUCAGUGCCACAUCCUCAGAGAUGAAUAUUCUGGUUCCUACCAGUGGAGGAGAUUUUAGUGAAUUUCCAGUGCCAGAGCAGUUUAAAACUGUGUGGAAUGGUCAGAAGAUGGUGACCACAGUGACAGAGAUUGCAGGAUAAAUCUGGUUAUUUGUCUGCAGGAACAGACCACGGCCUGGACACUGUGUCCUCUAUAUUUUCCUAUGUUCUCUCUGCUGCUUAUCUCGGGGAUUAUUCCAGCUGUAGGUUAGAGGCCUGUUGCUCACAGCAUCCUGCUAUAUGACACCUAACUAGUGCCAGAAUCCCCUUGAAGAGCUGCCCUUGCUAUAUUCAUAUCUAUUUCUAUUCCUUUAUGCCCAUGCCAGUCCAUGGGGCUGCAGAAUAUAUGCUGUUCAAAUCAUUGUGGUUAGAGUUUGGAUGACCAGUAAAUGGUUAAUUGGACCAAAGUAAUAAAGGGUAUAGAGCACUUUGGUAACGGUUUUGUGUAUGUUGUUCUUAGACUGCACAAAAGAACUGGCACAGCCCAUAUUAUACUUAAUAUCUUAAAUUGUCUUUACAGCACUUCUUGGAUUUUCUGUUUCCCCCCCCCCUUAAGUCUUAAAAAAAAAAUAUGCAAACUUUUUAAUUCUAACUUAAACCUUCUCUACUGAUCCAGAAACCAAUGUUAUGCCAAUGUGUACUGAACAUGUCAUGCUAAGUGGGCUCUGACCCACCUAUUAAGGGAACAGGUGCAGCCCCUGCACAAAAUAUGGAAUAUACAAUGAGUUUACAAAUCAAGCAUUUUAUUAAAGAAUCAAUGUUAAAGGAA
This is a messenger RNA of Xenopus laevis (African clawed frog), 2390 nucleotides long. It is a transcript of the gene cap1.S, whose product is annotated as cyclase associated actin cytoskeleton regulatory protein 1 S homeolog. Gene Ontology annotation, biological process: cell morphogenesis; actin filament organization; cytoskeleton organization. Bases 296 to 1723 code for a protein of 475 amino acids. Gene Ontology annotation, cellular component: cytoplasm; plasma membrane. Gene Ontology annotation, molecular function: actin binding; adenylate cyclase binding. The record is from RefSeq and is a predicted model, not a curated record. The transcript has 13 exons. NCBI's taxonomy places the organism in Eukaryota, Metazoa, Chordata, Amphibia, Anura, Pipidae.